Messenger RNA from Drosophila willistoni, 1047 nucleotides. RefSeq lists its product as uncharacterized. The record is from RefSeq and is a predicted model, not a curated record. Gene Ontology annotation, cellular component: mitochondrial inner membrane. Gene Ontology annotation, biological process: protein insertion into mitochondrial inner membrane from matrix; inner mitochondrial membrane organization. NCBI's taxonomy places the organism in Eukaryota, Metazoa, Arthropoda, Insecta, Diptera, Drosophilidae. Gene Ontology annotation, molecular function: ribosome binding. The transcript has a single exon. The coding region runs from base 93 to 911 and encodes 272 amino acids.
UUUCAAUCAGUUGUCAUGCGGUUAGAUUUCAGUUUAGUUCUUGUAUUAAUUUUGUAGUAUUUUUUUUUUUUUUGCUUUUAUUCGAAAAAAAAAUGUAUAUUAAAUCCUUGCGAAGCCUGGGCUCUAUGGCCAGUCCCACGAAAUUAAUUUGUCUAGUCAAACGACCGCACAUCCAAUCCUCAACGCCAGCAUCAACCUCUUCGGGUGCCUGCUAUACGAAUCGUCGAGAGUUGAGCCACCUGUGUGCCCGUUUCAAUCUGAAAUGGACCAUCAUUGAGUUGCUCUGCAAUUUGCGUAGUCGCUAUUGGAUGUGGAGAUUGCAUCGCAUGUUGGAUAAAGAGUUCUCCGAAUCAGAAUUCCUGCGGGGCACUCGAGAGGCAGCUGUCGUUAUGAUCGAGGCCAUUCGACGGGCUGACUGGGCGUGCAUACACAAUUGCUGCACCACUGAGGGAUCUUUGGAUGUGUAUAGUUUGGCUCAAAAUGGCAAAACACCGCUAAUGGAUUUAAUCAGAUUUCAGUCACAACAUCUGCGAGAUGCCGUUCCCGUCAAUGUGGCAAGAGAUUGGAUCGACGGCAAGUGCUAUAUCUUUGUCGAUAUGGCAUUUAUCGGUAUAAGGAAUAUUCGAGAUUUUGCCACCACUGCCGAACAAGACGAGAUGAUGGAAUUGACGCAAAAUGCAUUAAGAGAAUCUCAAAUGCCCGAACAAUUGGUUCCCUCACAUAGUCGCAUUUUUUUAGCCGAAAUUUUAAUAACAUUUCGUCGUGAAUUGAUCAGCGAUGCGGAGGAGGAAAGUGAAGGAGAAGGCGCGGAUUGGCUUGUGGACGCCUACAAGGUGUUUCGUUUCAAGCUGGUCAACUUCAGUCCCGUAACAUUGCAAUGUCGUGUAAUUGAGUUCUUAAAACCAGUUUAAUCCCCCCUCUCACCUGCGUCCAAUCACGUCUGGCGUUCCUCAACAAAAUCGUCGGUUCAAUGUACUCGCAUUCAAAUUCAAUAAUCUCCAUAUAUUGAAUUUCUCUAAAUACAAAACAAAACACGUCUGUUCUCUA